Micropterus salmoides (largemouth bass) is the source of this 2404-nucleotide messenger RNA. Its product is annotated as unconventional myosin-IXb-like. Lineage: Eukaryota; Metazoa; Chordata; Actinopteri; Centrarchiformes; Centrarchidae. The annotation marks the transcript as partial. Gene Ontology annotation, biological process: intracellular signal transduction. Gene Ontology annotation, cellular component: myosin complex. The record is from RefSeq and is a predicted model, not a curated record. Gene Ontology annotation, molecular function: GTPase activator activity; ATP binding; microfilament motor activity. The transcript is spliced from 16 exons.
UGCACGGUGAGAGGAAAGCAGUGCGUGCGGCAUGCUGAGGCCACUCCCCCUGGCUCAGGAUGAGUGUCAGAGAUGGCGCUGCCACUAUGGCAACAAACGCAGGUGGAGGAGGAGGGGGAGGUGGGCCAGCUAACCCUAACAAUCACGAUGGCCGCUCAUACCUGCUCCAGAUCUACCCACGGUUGGCUGCCCAGCCCACCACCUGCUGCAACCUUAGAGUGCAGAAGGAUGCUACAGCAGACUCAGUGAUCUCGGAUGCUGCCACGGCACUGGGGCUGGACCCUGGCCGCAAGUAUGUGCUCGCAGAGGUGAAGGAAUGUGGCGGGGAAGAAUGGGUGCUAGAGGCGGGAGACUUGCCAGCACAGAGGUUUUUGCUGUGGCCUCGGAAAGCCCAGGAGCAACAUCCUCAGAGCCUUGGCUUUUACUUCUUACUACAGGAGAGGAACCAUGAUGGUUCUAUCCGUUAUGUCCACCUCCCCCCUGUAUCUAAGGAGCAAGAGGCACUGCGGCUAGCCGCCAGAGGCUUCCUUCCCCCUCCACAGGACAACUUUGCAGACCUCUGUAACCUCCCUGUCCUCAAUGAGGACAGCAUAUUAAACAACCUGCGCACACGCUUUUACAAGAAAAAGAUAUACACCUAUGCAGGCAGCAUCCUCAUCGCCAUCAACCCUUUCAAGUUCCUUCCCAUCUACAACCCUAAGUACGUCAAGAUGUACGAGAACCACCAGCUGGGCAAACUGGAGCCUCAUAUUUUUGCUAUCGCAGAUGUGGCCUACUAUGCUAUGCUCAGGAAGAGGGUCAACCAAUGCAUCGUCAUCUCUGGGGAAAGUGGCUCAGGCAAGACCCAGAGUACCAACUUCCUGAUCCACUGUCUGACUGCGCUCAGCCAGAAGGGCUAUGCCAGUGGGGUGGAGAGGACCAUACUGGGAGCUGGGCCAGUCCUGGAGGCCUUCGGAAACGCCAAGACAGCCCACAACAACAACUCCAGCCGCUUUGGUAAAUUCAUCCAGGUUAAUUACCUGGAGAGCGGUGUGGUCAGAGGGGCUGUGGUAGAGAAGUAUCUCCUGGAGAAGUCUCGUCUGGUCUCCCGAGAGAAGAACGAGAGGAACUACCACGUGUUUUAUUACCUGUUGUUGGGAGCUUCAGAGGAGGAGAGAAAGGAGUUCAAGUUGCUGCCGCCUGAAGACUACUUCUACCUCAAGCAGCAAAACUUUAAGAUAGAAGAUGAGGAAGACUUGCGUCAUGACUUCGAAAGGCUGCAGCAGGCGAUGGAGAUGGUUGGCUUCCUUCCUGCCACAAAAAAACAGAUCUUUUCUGUGCUUUCGGCCAUCUUGUAUCUGGGCAACGUGACCUACAGGAGGAAGUCGACAGGCCGAGACGAGGGGUUGGAUGUGGGACCGCCAGAGGUCCUGGCUACACUCUCAGACCUGCUAAAGGUUAAAGAGGAGCUGCUGGUUGAGGCGCUGACGAAGAGAAAAACGGUGACAGUCAACGACAAGCUGAUCCUCCCCUACAGCCACUCUGAGGCUAUCACAGCAAGAGACUCCAUGGCCAAAUCUCUGUACAGCGCCUUGUUUGACUGGAUCGUGCUACGCAUCAAUCACGCGCUGCUUAACAAGAAAGAUAUGGAGGAAUCUGUCCCAUGCUUGUCCAUUGGUGUUCUGGACAUUUUUGGCUUUGAGGACUUUGAGACCAACAGCUUUGAGCAGUUCUGCAUCAACUAUGCAAACGAGCAGCUGCAGUAUUAUUUCAACCACCACAUCUUCAAUUUGGAGCAGGAGGAGUACCAAGCAGAGGGAAUCACCUGGCACAACAUCGACUACACAGACAAUGUGGGCUGUAUCCACCUCAUCAGCAAGAAACCCACUGGCCUGCUCUACUUGUUGGAUGAGGAGAGCAACUUCCCCCAUGCCACAGAUGAGACAUUAUUGGCCAAAUUCAAGCAGCAGCACCAGGGGAACAAAUACUUUGUACCCACACCAGUCAUGGAGCCUGCCUUCGUCAUUCAACACUUUGCUGGGAAAGUCAAAUAUCAAAUCAAGGAUUUCCGGGAGAAGAACACUGACCACAUGCGUCCCGACAUUGUGGCGUUGUUGCGGAGUAGCGAUCGUGCAUAUGUGCGGCAGCUCAUCGGCAUGGACCCGGUGGCCAUGUUUAGAUGGGGCAUCCUGCGCGCCACAAUCAGAGGCAUUGCUGCUUUUAACGAAGCUGGCCGCUCCUGGGCCGCCAAAACUUCAGGUGUUGUCCGGCCAAUCUCCAGAACUCCUUUAGGAGAGCUUCAGCGGUCCAAUGCCCCUAUAGACAGAAUGUACAAACGAGCGUCUAUGCUCGAUUCUGCUUUGAUCACUCAGAGGAGCGCCCUCGAGGCCUUUGAAGACAUCUUUGCUAGCUAUGAGAGUAAGAA